Molecule: messenger RNA, 3833 nt
Organism: Dipodomys ordii (Ord's kangaroo rat)
Lineage: Eukaryota; Metazoa; Chordata; Mammalia; Rodentia; Heteromyidae
Gene: Skic2
Product: superkiller viralicidic activity 2-like (S. cerevisiae)
Exons: 28
Coding region: 51-3788 (1245 amino acids)
Biological process (GO): nuclear-transcribed mRNA catabolic process, 3'-5' exonucleolytic nonsense-mediated decay
Cellular component (GO): Ski complex
Molecular function (GO): ATP binding; RNA helicase activity; RNA binding
Source: RefSeq, a predicted model, not a curated record
GCUUACUCCACAGUCACUCUGAAUUUCCGGGCUGCUGUGGUGGCACCAGGAUGAUGGAGACCGAGCGACUCGUGCUGCCUCCCCCAGAUCCCCUGAAUCUUCCUCUUCGAGCCGUGGAACUGGGAUGCACUGGGCGCUGGGAAGUGCUGAAUGUGCCUGGAGCUCCAGAGAGUACCCUUCCCCAUGGCCUUCCUCCUUGUGCCCCAGAUCUGCAGCAAGAAGCAGAGCAGUUGUUUCUCUCAUCUCCAGCUUGGCUUCCUCUGCAUGAUGUGGAACAUUCAGCUCGAAAAUGGCAGAGGAAGACAGAUCCCUGGUCUCUCCUGGCUGCUCUGGGAGCCCCAGUCCCAUCUGAUCUUCAGGCCCAAAGACACCCAACCACAGGCCAGAUAUUAGGCUAUAAGGAGGUCCUGCUGGAGAACACAAACCUGUCAGCGACUACUUCCUUGUCUCUUCGCCGGCCUCCAGGGCCCAUCUCUCAGUCACUAUGGGGAAAUCCAACACAGUACCCUUUCUGGCCAGGUGGGAUGGAUGAGCCUACCAUAACAGAUCUGAGCACUCGGGAGGAGGCUGAGGAAGACAUAGAUUUUGAGAAAGAUCUUCUUACUGUCCCACCUGGCUUCAAGAAAGGCAUGGACUUUGCCCCAAAGGAUCACCCAGCUCCAGCACCUGGGCUACUUAGCCUCAGUCGUCUGCUAGAACCUCUAGAUCUGGGGGGUGAUGAGGAUGAAAGUGAGACAGUGGGACAGCCAGGAGGUCCCAGAGGGGACACUAUUUCAGCCUCUCUCUGUGAUGCUCCUCUGGCCCGAGCAAGCAGCUUGGAGGACCUAGUAUUGAAGGAAGCAUCUACAGUUGUAUGCCCUGUGGAGCCUCCCAAACCUCCACCUCAGGAGGAAUGGGCCAUUCCUGUGGAUGUCACCUCCCCUGUUGGUGAUUUUUACCGCCUCAUUCCACAGCCAGCCUUUCAGUGGGCGUUUGAGCCAGAUGUGUUUCAGAAACAGGCCAUCCUGCACUUGGAACAGCAUGACUCUGUCUUUGUGGCAGCGCACACAUCUGCAGGGAAGACAGUUGUAGCUGAAUAUGCCAUUGCACUGGCCCAGAAACAUAUGACACGAACCAUUUAUACUUCACCCAUCAAGGCCUUGAGCAACCAGAAAUUCCGAGACUUUCGAAACACAUUUGGGGAUGUGGGGCUACUCACUGGGGAUGUGCAGCUGCACCCAGAGGCCUCCUGCCUUAUCAUGACAACAGAGAUCCUUCGCUCCAUGCUGUACAGUGGAUCAGAUGUCAUCCGGGACCUGGAAUGGGUCAUCUUCGACGAAGUUCAUUAUAUCAAUGAUGCUGAGCGUGGGGUCGUGUGGGAGGAGGUGCUCAUCAUGUUGCCAGACCAUGUCUCCAUCAUCCUUCUGAGUGCUACUGUCCCCAAUGCCCUAGAGUUUGCUGACUGGAUUGGACGGCUGAAGCGUCGCCAGAUCUAUGUGAUUAGCACAGUUGCCCGGCCUGUCCCCCUGGAGCACUAUCUCUUCACAGGAAACAGCCCCAAGACCCAGGGGGAACUCUUCUUGCUGCUGGAUUCCCGAGGUGCCUUCCACACCAAAGGGUACUAUGCAGCUGUGGAGGCCAAGAAGGAGAGAAUGAGCAAACAUGCUCAGACCUUUGGGGCCAAGCAGCCCACACACCAGGCAGGGCCUGCGCAGGACCGAGGAGUGUACCUGUCCCUCUUGGCCUCACUCCGCACCCGGGCCCAGCUGCCUGUGGUAGUGUUCACCUUCUCUCGGGGCCGUUGUGAUGAGCAGGCCUCGGGCCUCACCUCGCUUGACCUCACUACAAGUUCAGAGAAGAGUGAGAUCCACCUCUUUCUGCAGCGAUGUCUGGCGCGUCUCCGUGGCUCUGACCGACAGCUGCCCCAGGUCCUGCACAUGUCUGAGCUCCUGCAUCGGGGCUUGGGUGUACACCACAGUGGCAUCCUGCCCAUCCUCAAGGAGAUUGUGGAGAUGCUGUUCAGCCGUGGCUUGGUCAAGGUCUUGUUUGCCACUGAGACCUUUGCCAUGGGUGUAAACAUGCCAGCACGUACAGUGGUGUUUGACUCCAUGCGCAAGCACGAUGGCUCUACCUUCCGGGACCUGCUCCCUGGGGAAUACGUGCAGAUGGCAGGCCGGGCAGGCCGGAGAGGCCUGGACCCCACAGGCACUGUCAUCUUGCUCUGCAAGGGUCGUGUGCCUGAGAUGGCAGAUCUACACCGCAUGAUGAUGGGGAAGCCUUCCCAGCUGCAGUCCCAGUUCCGCCUCACAUAUACUAUGAUCCUCAACCUGCUACGGGUGGAUGCCCUCAGGGUGGAGGACAUGAUGAAGAGGAGUUUCUCUGAGUUUCCAUCCCGCAAAGACAGCAAGGCCCAUGAGCAGGCUCUAGCUGAACUAACUAAAAGGUUGGGGGCCUUGGAGGAGCCUGACACGACUGGCCAACUGGUUGAUCUGCCUGAGUAUUACAGCUGGGGAGAGGAACUGAUGGAGACCCGGAAUAUGAUCCAACGACGCAUCAUGGAGUCUGUGAAUGGGCUAAAAGCUCUCUCAGUGGGAAGAGUGGUGGUUGUGAAGAAUCAGGUGCAUCACAACACAUUGGGUGUGAUCCUGCAGGUCUCCUCAAACUCCUCCAGCAGAAUCUUCACAACCCUGGUCUUAUGUGAAAAGCCUAUGUCGGAGGAUCCACAGGACAAGGAAGCAGCCACUCCAGAUGUGCCCCACCCAGAUGAUCUGGUGGGCUUCAAGCUCUUCUUGCCUGAAGGGGCCUGUGACCACACUGUGGCCAAGCUCCAGCCAGGAGACGUGGCUGCAAUCACCACCAAGGUGCUCCGGGUGAAUGGAGAGAAGAUCUUAGAGGAUUUCAGCAAGAGACAGCAACCGAAAUUCAGAAAGGAUCCUCCCCUUGCAGUGGUGACCACUGCUGUCCAGGAAUUGCUUCGUCUGGCUCAGGCCUACCCAGCAGGACCCCCUACCCUUGACCCUGUGAACGACUUGCAGCUCAAGGAUGUGUCAGUGGUAGAAGGUGGCCUUCGGGCCCGGAAGUUGGAGGAGCUGGUCCGGGGGGCUCAGUGUGUGCACAAUCCCCGUUUUCCUGCCCAGUACCUGAAGCUGAAGGAGCGAAUGCAGAUUCAGAAGGAGAUAGAGCGCCUGCGCUUCCUACUGUCAGAUCAGUCACUGCUGCUGCUCCCUGAAUACCACCAACGAGUAGAGGUGCUCCGAACCCUGGGUUAUGUGGACGAGGCAGGCACUGUGAAGCUGGCAGGACGGGUGGCUUGUGCCAUGAGCAGCCAUGAGCUACUCCUCACUGAGCUCAUGUUUGACAAUGCAUUGAGCGCUCUGAAGCCUGAGGAGAUUGCAGCCCUGCUCUCUGGCCUGGUUUGCCAGAGCUCUGGGGACCCUGGGGAUCAGCUUCCAAGCACCCUCAAACAGGGGGUGGAACGUGUCUGUGCUGUGGCCAAGCGGAUUGGUGAAGUCCAGGUAGCUUGUGGCUUGAACCAGACAGUGGAAGAAUUUGUGGGAGAGCUGAAUUUUGGGCUGGUCGAGGUUGUGUACGAGUGGGCCCGGGGUAUGCCCUUCUCUGAGUUAGCAGGACUCUCGGGAACCCCAGAAGGCCUGGUGGUGCGCUGCAUCCAGCGCCUGGCUGAGAUGUGCCGCUCACUGAGAGGGGCUGCCCGUCUGGUAGGAGAGCCUGUGCUGGGUGCCAAGAUGGAGACAGCAGCCACCCUGCUACGACGGGACAUCGUCUUUGCAGCCAGCCUUUAUACCCAGUGAAGAACCCCUGGGUAAAAGUGUAAUAAUAAAAUAGCAAGCCACGGA